This is a messenger RNA of Amoebophrya sp. A120, 353 nucleotides long. The record is from the annotation of a GenBank genome assembly. NCBI's taxonomy places the organism in Eukaryota, Dinophyceae, Syndiniales, Amoebophryaceae.
GGACGAGCGAUCAACACCAUAAUGAGGACCUCCAGGAACGACGAGUACAGCUGGAAGAUCGGGAGCUGUACACGGAGCAAGUGGCGCAGUCUCUGCUGGAAUUGUUCGCGAAGCAUGCGUCUGCCCCGCCGGACCUGGAGCACGACAAGCACUUUCCCACGGAUUCUCGGGCGUUGGCGAGCCUGCGGCGACAGGCCAUCUUGAUGAAGGAGCGCCGGACCACGGUGCCCUACUACGAAAAGACGGGGCGGGACGCCACGCGGACCGACGAGGCGUACACCUACGCUGGCUUUUCCCCGUUGCGCGCCUUCAACCUGGCGGCCGACGGGAGUCGUGGGGAGGCGGCCCAUGAG